GCGCUUGCGCAGUGGGAGUUUUGGCAAGAUGGCGGAGGGGCCAGUGAGGAGGUAGGACUGUGAGAUGCAGUGAGACAGCCAGAGGAGCAAACAGCGGCGUCACGGGCAGCGGGACCGCUACACAGAGCUGACGGGAAGGCGACACGACGGGACAUUCACGGGCUCACAGGAAGCUAUUACAACACGCCGCCACAGCCCGGGAGGCUACCGGACAGUGCGGGACACAUGAGCCGGAGCAGAUCCCGGGAAGCACCGGUAGCGGCGGCGGAGGCUGCGGAAGAGGCAGAAGAAGAAGCAGCCGGCGGUCCCUGAGGGCCGGGAGCGGGCCCUUGAGGGCCCAGGCUCAGGAUGAAGUUCGCCGAGCAUCUGUCCGCGCACAUCACCCCGGAGUGGAGGAAGCAGUACAUCCAAUAUGAGGCUUUCAAAGAGAUGUUAUAUGCAGCCCAAGACCAGGCCCCAUCUAUAGAAGUAACAGAUGAUGAUACUGUAAAACGUUACUUUGCCAAGUUUGAAGAAAAGUUCUUCCAGACGUGUGAGAAAGAGCUUGCCAAAAUCAACACCUUUUAUUCAGAAAAGUUAGCGGAGGCUCAACGACGCUCAGCUACCCUACAAAAUGAACUGCAAUCUUCGCUGGAUGCACAAAGGGAAAGCAGCCGGGUACCAGCCCUCAGGCAGCGCAGGAAGGCCGUCUUCACCCUCUCACAUGAGGAGAGAGUCCAGCACAGAAAUAUUAGGGACCUGAAACUUGCUUUCAGCGAGUUCUAUCUCAGCUUAAUCUUAUUGCAGAAUUACCAGAAUCUCAACUUUACAGGGUUCCGCAAAAUCCUCAAGAAACAUGACAAGAUCCUGGACACCGGUCGUGGUGCAGACUGGAGAGUGGCUCAUGUGGAGGUGGCGCCAUUCUACACCUGCAAAAAGAUCAAUCAGUUGAUUUCCGAAACCGAGGCUGUAGUGACCAACGAGCUAGAAGAUGGAGAUAGACAGAAAGCUAUGAAACGUCUGCGCGUCCCACCACUUGGAGCUGCCCAACCUGCUCCAGCCUGGACAACAUUCAGAGUGGGACUUUAUUGUGGUAUAUUUAUUGUCUUGAACUGUGCAGUCAUUUAUACAGGCUAUACGAGCUAUAAAAUCAAUGAUGUGUGGCCCUUGGUGAGGAUAUACAGGGGUGGCUUUCUACUAGUGGAGUUCCUUUUUCUCCUUGGCAUCAAUACAUAUGGCUGGAGACAAGCUGGGGUCAACCACGUGCUCAUAUUUGAGCUAAACCCACGUAACAACCUCUCACAUCAGCAUCUUUUCGAGCUUGCAGGGUUCCUUGGGAUGCUGUGGUGCCUCAGCCUUUUUGCCUGUGUCUUUGGACAUCAUAUCCUUUUGCCAAUGCAGGUGAAUCCGUUGGUUCUGUACGGCUUCAUGCUACUCUUCCUUAUUAAUCCCACGAAAACCUUCUACUACAAGUCUCGCUUUUGGCUUCUUAAAUUAUUGUUCCGAGUGUUCACUGCUCCUUUCCACAAAGUGGGCUUUGCUGAUUUCUGGCUUGCUGAUCAGCUCAAUAGUCUGGCUGUGAUCCUCAUGGACCUGGAGUUUAUGAUCUGCUUCUACAGCUUUGAACUGGAAUGGGAUAGUCCACAGGGACUCAUCACUGGCGCCACCGGAAAGUGUAACACCUAUUCAUAUGGAGUUCGUGCUGUGGUUCAGUGUAUCCCAGCCUGGCUGCGCUUCAUCCAGUGUCUGCGCCGAUACAGAGAUACCAAGAGAGCGUUUCCCCAUCUGGUGAAUGCGGGAAAAUAUUCCACUACCUUCUUCAUGGUGACGUUUGCUGCUCUCUACCAAACGCACAAAGAUCAGAAUCACUCGGACGCUCAGGUGUUUUUCUACCUGUGGAUCAUCAGCUAUUUCAUCAGUUCUUGUUACACUCUAAUAUGGGAUCUGAAAAUGGAUUGGGGCCUGUUUGACCGCAAUGCAGGGGAGAACACUUUCCUGCGAGAAGAGAUUGUGUACCCACAGAAGGCUUACUACUACUGUGCUAUCAUUCAAGAUGUUAUCCUACGUUUUGCUUGGACCAUACAGAUCUCUCUCACACAGUUAAACCUUCACAACAAUGCUUCCGAUAUUAUAUCCACCGUCCUUGCUCCUCUGGAAGUCUUCCGCCGCUUUGUGUGGAACUUCUUUCGACUGGAGAAUGAGCAUCUGAAUAACUGUGGUGAAUUCCGAGCCGUACGAGAUAUUUCCGUGGCCCCUAUGAAUGCCGAUGACCAAACACUGCUGGAGCAGAUGAUGGAUCAAGAGGAUGGUGUCAAGAACAGAGUCAAGAGCAAGACGUGGAAACGGAGCCUGAGCAUAUCCUUGCGCAGACCUCGCCUGUCCUCUCAGAGUAAGGCCCGAGAUGCCAAGAUACUGAUUGAGGACACCGAUGAUGAAGCCAACACAUGAAGCAAUUACUGCUUUCAGAUUCCACGCUCCAACCAUCUUACAGGCAUUCAUCCCCCUGUCUAUCUAUCUGGCUUCUUUUUAUCCUCUCUUACAGCACCCCAUCGUUACGGGGCUGGCCUCCUGCACGCCCACUUAACCCAUUUUGGUCCCACCACAAUUCAUGGAGAGAGGUAACAAAAGAAGCCAAGGACUGCCCUUUCUUUACCAAGCUGGAAAGGACUGUCAAGGGUUGGUGGGUGAUCAGAACAAGCCUCUCCACCAAGUCUUCAAUCUUAUUGCUUGCCUGACUACAAAAGACUUGAUAUUGUUUAUUUUGCUGUGGUGCCACAUACAGCAUCCUGUGCUGGGAUUGUUGUUCUAGUCACAGCCUGAUCAUCUUUGUCUUACAUACUCCUCCACACUGUCCCUUCCUCCAUUUACCCUCUCAUGUUUGUUUGCACUCAUUGAUAUUUUGUGUUCCCACCCCCCCAGCAGUGCUGGAAGGGGUCCCAAAGAAAAGGGGCUGGGGGAGUGACAGAACUUAGAGAUAUUAACUCUCUUCAUUUAAACUAUCAUCAGUCCAUUGUUUUAAACCAAAGUUUUGUUUUCGUUGCUAUCUAUUUCCAUUCACUGAUCUUUUUUGCUGGACAUGUUUGGAUCCUUCAUGCAAUCCUAGUGGUGCAGCCACCUCCGUGUCCAACAGAAGCCAGUCCUGCCAAGGGGCCUGUAUUCUGCUCUUUGUAAGAGCUGAGCACUCCUUUUCAUAGCCUCGACAGCCUGCACUUAGGGAAGUGUGCCUAACUCUUUUGCUGCUGAGUAACUAGAGCCACAGGGGGAAUGAAUUACAGGCCCCUUAGAGCAGAGUGGUUUUAAGCUAUAUAUUCUAUCUUACUGCCAGACAAGUGACGCAUAUGUCGUAUGCAAACGAAAAACAUGUCUCAAGUAUUCUGUGUGACUUCUGUAAGUGCAGGCUCAUACUGCUAUCAACUAUUUCAUUGCUGCCUUCUGGGUUCUACCCACAUUUGCCAGCAGACCUCCCCACAAGGGCUGACAAUAGGAAACCAGUCUUAAACCCCAUCCCCUCCUUAUCCAGCACUGCAGUGGAUGCACAAUGCAGUUAUUUUGGAAGGGGGCAGCACAGUAUACAAUGCAUGCUUUUUAGAAACAAGUGCUUUGCUUUGAAGAGUUCAUUCUCACCUUCUCCAUGAGACAGGUUCUGAAGUGCGACAAUGCUGCCUCCUCUCAUACCCGUAUGCUUUCUCCAGUUAGUGCAAGGACAAUCUUUUUGAACUAGACCUCUGCUUGGUGACAAUUUACCUCUACAAGAGUCUGCUUCUCUAAGCACUUCUCCCUCCUCUUCUUUAGCUAAGGGAACAUGUGGGGGAAGCAGUGCUAAGAGAUACUGAGGGUUGUGACCGCUGCUUUGUCUUGCUGUAGCUGUAUAUGUGCAUUGCUGUUCAGCUUGGCUUCUCUUGUUCGUACGCAUGCUUUGUUUGUUCCUUCCGGGUCACGGAGGGAAUAAUUUGUGUUUUUAAGAAAGGAGCUCAGCCGCUGAGUGUAGGGAGAGGGCACCGCUGCCCUUAGCAGCCCUGCUUGUUUACGACUGUUUAAUGUGGAAACUAUCCAUUCAAAAGAAUCACAAUUACCUACGUAACAAAUUCGUCUGUGCUGAGUAUAUAACUUUACUCCUUGCCCAGGACAAUAGAAGAAUCAACUGUAUUACAUGGCAGCCACGUGGUUUGUUGUUUUAUGCAAGGAUCUGAAGUCCUAAUAUUACUGCCAGAUUUAUAUAGUGUAUAAUAACAUUGCCUUCUUAGGCUUUGUGGUAACAUUCCCUAAAAUAUAACUACUGUUUACUUGGAAAAUACUGCUAGAAGUGGAGGAAUACCUGGAUGCAUAGCCAAUUGAAAGAUAGCUACCUUACCACUACAACAUCAGGCUGCGCCUUUGUGAUGUUUACCGUGGUCCUUGGUGGUGCAUUGUGGAUAAGCUUCGUGAUUUGCAACAGGACUGGCCCACUCUGUUCUGCACACAUCCGGAGAGAGAACGGACUACUGCUCCUAUGAUCAACUAGAACAGGAGUUCCCUCCCUGACUCAGGCACAGGCCAUGCUCAAGCUUGGUAGCUGUGAUGUAACCAGUGUGUUCUUCUCGUGUAAGAUGUGAUGUAAGUCCGUGCAGCAAGGGAAUCGUGUCUGGAAGAGGAAUGUGGAAUGCCAGGGAAUAAAGGGGAAUUAAAGCACACUCCGUCCCUCCCUGCUCCCCUCUCCAGCUCUCUGUCCCCACUGUGAAGCUUUCUUCCUGCUAGAUGUCUUCAGUAUCAGCACUGUGACUUGUUCUUUCUGGUGCAUUCCUGUGUCGUGUCCCUGCACCCUACAUCUCCUUUGAUCUUAUUUUUCUUCCACCUGCGUUUUUCCCCACCUUUCUUCUUUCCACACCAUGCCUCCCCAACCCUUUCCCUUCUGCCACCCUGCUCUCUAUGAAAAUGAAGAACAGGGGACAAUCCUUGCUUGCUCUUCUCUGUGGCUGUGCUGAUAGAUUUUUGUUCCCUUUGAUGGAUAUUAAGAGUACUUUUUUUUUAAAUACUGUGGAGUAGUUUAUGGUCAGUAGGAACAUUUGGCACAAAGUGCUUCUGGUUUGUAGAUUGUAUAAAAAAAAUUAUGUGGCUUUGUGUUUGUUCUGUUUUUUUUUUUUUUUUCUUUUCUGUCUUUUUGCUAAAAGAAAAAAAGAAAUGACUGUUGUCUGGUUUAAUUUUUCAAUGAGUUUGGUAUUAAGGUAUCAAGUAAUUUGAAGUAAGGUUUGUUGAAAGUUGAAGCUUUAUUGUCAACUUUUCACAAUGUGCUGUAAAAUUAAAACAUACCUCUUACACCCUA
Molecule: messenger RNA, 5278 nt
Organism: Hyla sarda
Lineage: Eukaryota; Metazoa; Chordata; Amphibia; Anura; Hylidae
Gene: XPR1
Product: xenotropic and polytropic retrovirus receptor 1
Exons: 15
Coding region: 349-2427 (692 amino acids)
Biological process (GO): phosphate ion transport; cellular response to phosphate starvation
Cellular component (GO): Golgi apparatus; plasma membrane; cytoplasm
Molecular function (GO): inositol hexakisphosphate binding
Source: RefSeq, a predicted model, not a curated record